Molecule: messenger RNA, 1634 nt
Organism: Blepharisma stoltei
Lineage: Eukaryota; Ciliophora; Heterotrichea; Heterotrichida; Blepharismidae
Source: the annotation of a GenBank genome assembly
AUGGUAGAAAAGCAAAUCGACGAAUUUUUCUGUCCAAUUACCCUUGAAAUAAUGGAAGACCCAGUAAUCGCUGCUGAUGGCCACACUUAUGAGCGAUCAGCCAUCACUGACUGGAUUGAAAAAAACAACCUAAGUCCUUGAACUGGUGAAGAGUUAGCUAACAAGAAUCUUAUCCCAAAUUUUGCUUUACGCUCCUUAAUCCUCGAUUUUAAGAAAUCAUUUUCUGGCGAAGACUCUCAGCUUGUAAACGAUAUGAGAAUUCAUAUCGAGGCCAAGAAAAAUUUAAUUGAGCAUAUAAAGAAAUCAAUAACCACCCUUACAGAACUAACUCGUCUAUUUAAGAAUGAGCAAGAUUUUUUGCUUGCUCUUAACCUGGGAUGGGCUUUUUCUAUAUUUAUAAGGCUAUUCAAGGGAAAGCCCUAUACCUUAAAAUUUUUUUUUGUAAUUAUUGAAUCAGAAAUCUAAUUUAAUUUAAGGAAAUAUAGAUAUUUUGUUAUAUAAUUGACAGUGGAGUUAUUUGAAUUUUUCUUUAUUUUUAAAUGUUGAAGUAAGUCAUGAUCUAGAAGAGCAUCUUUUCAGAUGCAAAGUUUCUAAUACAUCAGGAAACAUUGGGACAAUAGCAGGGACUGCGCUGCUCUUUACCACUGUUCCAAUAUAUGGGGCUAUAGCCCUAACUGUUGGAGGGCUGACUUCGCUUGGAACUUCAAUAACUCAGUAUUUUAUUGAAAAAAAUAAAAAAGAACAGAUCAGGGAAGUGCUUAAGGAAGAAGAAGACGCAGAAGAAGUUUUUAAUUCGACAUUUUUGACUCUUGGGAAUUCAAUAGAUGCUGGAAAAAGUACAGCUCAGGCUUUGUUUAUGCUAACUCACUCUUUCUGAAAAGUAAUUUUUGCUCAUAACAGAUUAAUUUAUUUUAUUUAUUUAUUUAUUUUAAAAGAAUAUUAAUAAUUUAUUUAAUUUUGAUUCUAAUAAUAAUUAUUUAUAUAAUUUUUAUUCAUAGGAUGGGUUUUCCAAAAAAAUCAUUUUUCCAAUGAAAUUUGCUUAAGAAAGGAUAUGGAAUAAGCAAAAUCAGAAAAUCUACGAUUUUAGUGAGAGCGUAUAAUAAUUUUAAAGCAACUAGCGCAGCGAAUUUAGCUUUGAAUUCAGCACAGACAGCAAGUGCAGCAAAGGCAAUUACUUUUCCAAAGGCACUCAAAAUAGGUGCGAGGGCCAAGUGGUUUGGAUUCGUUGGGGCAGCACUGAGUGCUGCUGAUAUAUAAAGCUUUGGCUAAAUUUUAGGGGCCUUUGGCAUGAUACGAUCUAUUUUUAGACUUUUAUCCUAAAAAAAAAUGGCUUUUUUAAACUGAAGAAGUAUUAUAGCCCAUACAUCAUAGUAAUGACGUGGAAAAUGGACAAUGAAACCCUUGAACAAAUAAAGCAGUGCAUUAAAGACAGAGAAAACAAGUUAAAGCUGCAAGAAGAAGGAGCUGCUGAACUAGAAAGGAUUAUCAAUUAAACUAUUAACCAUAAUUUAUUUUUCAUAAUGCCAAAUCUAUAUAUAAGAGAGCUCUUGGAUAUUCCUAAUAUUAUCAAAAAUCAUCCUUUGCCAUUUUAUUAUUUAAUAGAAAGGAUCAUGGAGAAUAAUGAUUGUUUAUAA